This is a messenger RNA of Parnassius mnemosyne (clouded apollo), 660 nucleotides long. The record is from the annotation of a GenBank genome assembly. NCBI's taxonomy places the organism in Eukaryota, Metazoa, Arthropoda, Insecta, Lepidoptera, Papilionidae.
AUGGUGCAAAGUUACUUUUUAAGGCUGGUACUACAUCAGGUGAUUAUCACGAACAGUGUUAAUUUUGAGAAGUGGGCCACUGAUAUGUUAAUCCCUAAUCCACCACAAACCAGCGUUGUUGUGAUGGACAACGCACCGUAUCAUAGUGUACAAGACAAUAAAGUCCUAACAAAGUCUAGCACCAAAUCAGUAAUGUUGGAAUGGUUAACCAAGAACAAUUUCGAAGCUUCACUUACUAUGAGAAAAGAUCAGCUCUUUUACUUGGUUCAGUUACAUAAACCUACGGAAAAAUCUUUUAAAAUCGAUGAAUUCAUCAGAAGUCAAGGCCAUAUCGUAGUAAGACUACCACCGUACAUGUGCGACCUCAACCCUAUUGAGUUGGCUUGGGCAAAAGUAAAAAGAAUUGUAAGGCAUCACAAUGUUACUUCUGAUUUCUCCCUAAAAAGGUUAAAAGAAGUUACGGAGCUGGUUCUCUCUCAGGUCACAGAGGAAGAUUGGCGUGGCUUCGACGAUCACGUCAUAAUUUUAGACGAAAAUUAUUGGCAAAGAGAUGGAUUAAUGGAAGAUACCAUAGAUCGAUUCGUAAUUGAGGUCAGCGAUGGUGAGGAUAGUGACACCGAUUCAACAAAGUCUGCCAUUUCAGAAUCUGAUGCUGCAUAA